CGACGGCGUUUAAUCAUUGUCGUCCCUGAAGUAAAGCCUCUUCUUUUUUCCUCUUUACCCUGUCUACACGGUUGUUAGUUGUUACCUCGUUACCUAACGGAGCACAGCAGCGCCAAAUUCCAUGGUUUCGUCAGCCUCCACCUCGCUGUUGCUGCUUCACCAUCCCACUCCCACGCGCUUGCUGCAUCCGAUCUCCCACGCGCGCGCCACGAAUGGCCUCUGUGACAGGCGGCUCUCUCUCCCUCGCCGACUCCAUUUCCCGCCAAUUCUACUGUCCGAUGCUCCGCGGCGGAGAACGAGGGGCGCGGCUACGAUCCCUUUUGCCAACGUUACCGGAUCGGCGUCCGACCCGAUAGUGAGCGAGCCCGAACGGAAGUCCGACUUGUCGGAUGCCGGCGGCGACGAGGAGGAGUGGUCCUCGUCGAAGAAACUGGUAAAGUGGGGGCUUCUGUGGAGUCUGCUGCUUAGGCAUAAGUUGAGAAUUGGAAUUUCGGUUCUCUCGCUUGUUGGCUGCACUACCUGCACACUCUCCAUGCCCAUUUUCUCAGGGCGAUUCUUUGAAGUGCUUGUUGGUGCAAGGCAGGAGCCUCUGUGGAGCCUGCUGGCUAAAGUUGGAAUUGCAUACGCCAUGGAGCCAAUUUUCACUGUCCUGUAUGUUGUUAACAUGAACGUUGUGUGGGAGAGUGUUAUGUCGACGCUUAGAGCUCAGAUUUUCAGGAGAGUUCUGAUUCAAAAGGUGGAGUUUUUUGAUCGGUACAAGGUUGGUGAAAUCAGUGCAUUAUUGACAAGUGAUUUGGGAUCUCUUAAAGAUGUUGUAAGUGAGAAUGUAUCAAGGGAUCGUGGGUUUAGGGCACUUUCUGAGAUCAUUGGGACAGUUUCCAUCUUAUUCACCUUGGCUCCCCAGCUGGCUCCAAUAUUGGGCGCCCUGAUGCUUUCAAUUUCUGUUUUAGUUGCUGUGUACAAGCGAUCCACUGUUCCAGUUUUCAGAGCUCAUGGAAUGGCCCAAGCGUCAAUGUCUGACUGUGUAUCAGAAACUUUUUCUGCUAUUCGUACUGUAAGAUCUUUUAGUGGUGAACAUCGCCAAAUGUCAAUGUUUGGUAACCAGGUUCUUGCUUACCGACGUAGUGGCAUAAGGCUUGGGAUGUUUAAAUCACUAAACGAAUCAGUGACAAGAGUCGCUGUUUACAUCUCUCUGAUUGCUUUAUAUUGUCUUGGAGGAAGUAAAGUGAAGGCUGGUGAAAUUUCUGUUGGGACUUUUGCUUCUUUUAUUGGAUACACUUUCACACUGACAUUCGCUGUUCAAGGCCUAGUCAAUACAUCUGGGGAUCUUCGUGCAAGUCUUGCUGCCGUUGAAAGAAUAAAUUCCGUGCUCUCUGGAGUAGAGGUAGAUGAAACCCUUGCCUAUGGUCUAGAAAAGGAAAUCCAGGAAAAGGAACAUCAUGACGAGGCAAUAAAAUUGUUCUCGGAUGAUGAUCAUAGCGGGAAGAACUCCCGGACCGUGCAUUACAUGUCAGCUUUAAAAUCAGCUCACAAUCUAUCUACUCUUGCUUGGUCUGCUGACAUUUGUCUCGAAGAUGUGCAUUUCUCAUAUCCCUUGAGACCUGAUAUAGAAAUUUUAAGUGGCCUCGAUUUGACCCUGAAGUGUGGAACCGUGACUGCUCUAGUUGGGCCAAGCGGUGCAGGCAAAAGCACUAUAGUACAGCUACUAUCACGAUUCUAUGAGCCAACCAAAGGUCGAAUAACACUCUCUGGGGAAGAUAUCAGGACAUUUGAAAAGACAGAGUGGGCUCGUGUGGUCUCCAUAGUAAACCAAGAACCAGUUCUUUUUUCGGUUUCAGUUGGAGAGAACAUUGCAUAUGGGCUUCCUGAUGAAAAUGUGUCCAAAGAUGACAUCAUAAAGGCUGCCAAAGCUGCAAAUGCACACGAGUUCAUAGUUUCACUGCCACAGGGUUACGACACUCUAGUUGGUGAGCGCGGAGGCUUGCUGAGUGGAGGGCAGAGGCAGAGGAUUGCUAUUGCGAGAGCGCUGCUCAAGAAUGCCCCAAUCCUUAUCCUUGAUGAGGCAACCAGUGCACUAGAUGCAGUUAGCGAACGGCUAGUCCAGGGAGCACUCAAUCAUCUGAUGAAAGGGAGGACGACAAUGGUAAUUGCUCACAGAUUAAGUACAGUUCAGAAUGCGCAUCAGAUUGCAGUUGUUACUGAUGGAAGGAUUGCAGAACUCGGAACCCAUUUACAGUUGCUGGCCGAAAAGGGUAAAUAUGAUACACUAGUCGGCACUCAAAGACUGGCUUUUGAAUGACUCAACCAUCCUUUUUAGCCUUUUUUUCAAUUUCCAUAGAAUAAUAGGACCACAGCCUCGUGUAAAUCAACAAUGAUGAGUUUU
This is a messenger RNA of Linum trigynum, 2383 nucleotides long. The record is from the annotation of a GenBank genome assembly. Lineage: Eukaryota; Viridiplantae; Streptophyta; Magnoliopsida; Malpighiales; Linaceae.